UAGCAGAUUACGUUCGUUGAUGUUCACUUUACAGGAAGACACUAUGCCCAGUCGAAGAUUCGUGGUCGCAGAAUUUUCCGAUGGAAUCCAGGUAAUACCAAAAAUAUGGCUGCAAAGUGGAGAUGUGUGUAAAUAUCCAUCGCACUACAAAACGGAUAAGAGGAUUAGAAAAGCAGUAGAAAGAGAGGAAGUUCCAGAUAUUGAUUGGACCUCUCAUACAAUUAUACGGACAUUUGGCGAAUAUUCAACUUUACAAAAAGCUAUUGGAAAAGCGGAAAGGGCCGUUUACACGUCCGACAUGGAUACUGAGAAGGAGACGAAAGAAUCUAGAAGACACAGAGCGAGGAAAGUGAUAUACUCAUCCGAUGACGAAGAAGAGGAUUGCGCGUUGAAUAUUAUCGUUCCACCUGCACCGUGUGCUCCUGCAAAAGAUAAUGAUGUUAAAAGCCCUAAUACCAACAGCGGUACCAACAGCACCUCUAGGCGCUACUCCUCGCACUGA
This is a messenger RNA of Odontomachus brunneus, 502 nucleotides long. RefSeq lists its product as uncharacterized. The record is from RefSeq and is a predicted model, not a curated record. The transcript has 3 exons. The coding region runs from base 20 to 502 and encodes 160 amino acids. NCBI's taxonomy places the organism in Eukaryota, Metazoa, Arthropoda, Insecta, Hymenoptera, Formicidae.